ACGGCCGCCAGUUCCGAGGGGAGAGGCGGUGGACGGUGCGGUGGGACCGGACAGAAAACCGCCCGCACUCGGUGGGGAGUCACGCCGAUAUCGGCACCAACGGCCCUGCUACUGGAAAUCGAUACUUCCGCUAGAGGGGAGUCUCCGCACACAUCGAGCUACUUGCAAGAAAUAAACAAAUGUCUUCCUCUAGUCAAUUUAGUGACUGUGAUUGGUUUUACCACAUUCCUCGGAAGCCAAAUCAAACUGACAAGAGCCAACUGCAGCUUCCACCGACUUCCCAGAUCCCAGGUUUGAGUGACCUUGCAGAGCCUCACAAGGAGAUCACUUUUGAGAGACGCAGAUUAUGGAUUAGGGACACAGAUUCAGAUUAUGUAAAGUUAGCCAAACAAGGAGGCAGGGCAGAUUUGCUGAGGCAUUUUUCUCCUCCUCCAAGGAAGUCACCUCCAAUUCCCAGCUCACAACCAGAAUGGUUCACACAUGUACCACCAUCCCCUACCAAGACCAAGGAGGUUCCUAAAUGGUAUAUGCCUGAGUACAUGGUUCAUGAGGAGUUUAUUCCAAGCCCUUCUGACAAGAAGUCGAAAUGUAGACCUCAUGACUCUGAUAAGACAACAUUGGAAAAGGACAACGAGAAAGAAAAUGAAGCAAAAGUAAAGCUGAAGUUGCCAAAGAUAACGGACAAGAAGCAAAGAAACAAAUGGUUCACUAAGAAAACUGUGGAAGGUGAAAAUAAAUUUCCAGCUAUGCCUUUACCAAAGAAAAAUGAACCUGUAAAUUUCACCAAAUUAAUAGCAAAUGGGUAUGCUGAAGAGUUGAUCCAGCAGCAAGAUGAGUGGAAGGAGUUACCACCAAAGAUUAAAGAACCUAGAGACUUGGUUCCUUUAAAUGGGUUCCAGGAGGAGUUUAGAAAGAAAGAACCUCUUAGAAAUGCAAAACCAAAGGGAAGAAAAGCUAUUUCAACUAAAUAUCCAUCCAAGACUCUGCAAGUGAUCCCAUAGAUAAAACAUCACUUACUCUAAACAAUUUCAAAGACAUGCCAACUUGAACCGAGGCCUGCAGACAAGAUGUGAAAAUGUACAAAUUGUGAAGACAUCUACUAUCACAAGACUAAAUAAAUACUUUUAGUGGAAAAGGGACAGCUGCAAGAUAAUAGUUAUCGGCUCUUGGAUUAAAUGUUAUAUUUUUGUAUAAUUAUAUUUAUCCUUAGUAAUAAUAACUUUGUUUUAAUUACUUUACAUCUAAAGGCGACAACUUAAUUCUUAUUAUUAAUUUAACUAUAUACAGUAUAUAUAAUUAGAUACCUUUAAACAAUAAAAGGUAAAAAAAUGAU
Mobula hypostoma (lesser devil ray) is the source of this 1333-nucleotide messenger RNA. RefSeq lists its product as uncharacterized. The record is from RefSeq and is a predicted model, not a curated record. Lineage: Eukaryota; Metazoa; Chordata; Chondrichthyes; Myliobatiformes; Myliobatidae. The transcript has 9 exons. Bases 180 to 1001 code for a protein of 273 amino acids.